AUGGCUAACCACAGCCUCUACGAUACGUCGCUUCCGCCGCUGCCGGCCUACUCGCUGCAGCCAAAGCCUGAUCUGUUCCCAUGGAUCUCCGACCUGUGGCUGUCGCUGCUGCUCCCCGUGGCCGUCUACUGGGCGACGUCGCUCUUCUUCCACGCCAUCGACAUGCUCGACCUCUUCCCCCAGUUCCGCCUGCACACGCCGGAAGAAAUCACCUCGCGCAACCACGCGACACGCUACGAGGUCUUCCGCGAUGUCAUCGUCCAGCAGAUCAUCCAGGUGACGACGGGCUAUGCUCUGGCCGUCACCGAGCCCCAGGAGAUGAUUGGCAAGGCCGACUACGACAUCGCCGUCUGGGCCACUCGCCUCCGCCUCGCCCAGCGUGCGCUGCCCGGUCUGCUCGGCCUUGUUGGGCUCAAUGCCACCGCCAUCUCCAAGAGCAUGUCUGCUUCAUACCCGCUCCUUGCUGGUGCUCUGGCUGGAGGCUACUAUCCCUCUGAAACCGCCUCCAGCGCGCCGUCCUUUACUGCGUGGGAACUUGCUGUUGCAAAGGCCAUCUACCACGUGCUCAUUCCAGCUCUUCAAUACUUUGUUGCCAUCUUCAUUCUCGACACCUGGCAGUACUUCCUCCACCGAUUGAUGCAUGUCAACCGCUGGCUGUACACCACCUUCCACUCCCGACACCACCGUCUCUAUGUCCCCUACGCUUACGGCGCUCUGUACAACCACCCCUUUGAGGGUUUCCUUCUCGACACCCUCGGUGCGGGCAUUGGCUUCAAGGUGACUGGCAUGUCUCUGAUCCAGGGCACUUGCUUCUUCGCUUUCUCGACUGUCAAGACCAUUGAUGACCACUGCGGCUACGCCUUCCCUUGGGACCCUCUCCAGCUCAUCACCAGCAACAACGCCGCCUACCACGACAUUCACCACCAGACCUGGGGAAUCAAGGCCAACUUCUCCCAGCCCUUCUUCACUUUCUGGGACCAGCUCCUGGGAACCAAGUACAGUGGCAAGCGAAGCAACCGACCAAGCGCCAAGAAGCAGACCGAAAAAGCCCAAUAAACAGGCCAUUGCAUUUGGCUAUCUUCGAGAAUACGUGCAUCCACACUUUAUACAAGCGCAAAAGCACUUUUUUUAAUACUUUAUCCAUUCCAUAUCAAUGAGGGAGCAUACGACGCAAUGUUUUUUUGAAUGACAGCAGCAACCCGGCCAAACAAAUUAAUACUCUAAUUUCUUUUCUUCUUUUCUUUUAAUUGAGCUCCUUGAGCGCAAAAACUUCUUUGUUCUGUAUAUAUUUACACUACUUUCUUUUUUCCGGCAAAUUUAUCAUUAUAUGGGCUGAGCAGGUACUGUGACGGAGGAGUUGUCAAUAUUUAUAUGUCUGGGGGAGCAUGAUCAUUAUGGAGACAUGUCGGGUGUAGCCUCGACCACCUUUUGCAUGUAUAAUAAUUUAGAAUGAUUGGAGGGCGUUGCUGAUGCGAUGGGUGGGGGAUGGGAUGAGGCUUUUUACUAUUGAUAAUGUAUGAAUAUGAUUUUUGGGAAUAC
Trichoderma atroviride IMI 206040 is the source of this 1539-nucleotide messenger RNA. RefSeq lists its product as uncharacterized. Gene Ontology annotation, molecular function: sphingolipid delta-4 desaturase activity; iron ion binding. The record is from RefSeq and is a predicted model, not a curated record. Lineage: Eukaryota; Fungi; Ascomycota; Sordariomycetes; Hypocreales; Hypocreaceae. Gene Ontology annotation, cellular component: endoplasmic reticulum membrane. Gene Ontology annotation, biological process: sphingolipid biosynthetic process.